Molecule: messenger RNA, 1539 nt
Organism: Pectinophora gossypiella (pink bollworm)
Lineage: Eukaryota; Metazoa; Arthropoda; Insecta; Lepidoptera; Gelechiidae
Product: zinc finger protein 423-like
Exons: 2
Coding region: 334-1107 (257 amino acids)
Biological process (GO): regulation of transcription by RNA polymerase II
Cellular component (GO): nucleus
Molecular function (GO): DNA-binding transcription factor activity, RNA polymerase II-specific; RNA polymerase II transcription regulatory region sequence-specific DNA binding
Source: RefSeq, a predicted model, not a curated record
UGUCCGAGGGGGGGUGAGGUAAACCUAGCUCAGACGCUGGUGGGGAGCGGAGAGUUGCCUUUCUAUACGCAGUAUUAUUCCUUAUUCUAUGAUGCUUACAAGCAUGCAACGUUAAAAACCAGAAACGCUCGCUUGCAAAAGGCAAAACGGGGAAGGCUGAUCCUAAAAGAAGACAAACUGAAGAGACAUAAGCCUGACAAAGUGAAAAAACCCGCGCUUAAAACUGAAAAACGAAGGCUCAAAAAGAUAAUCCUUAGAAAACCCGAAGAAAAGAAGAUAACGAUACAUUUGAAAAGAGUGAGCGAGUUGGAUAGACAUUUGGACAACAUCAGAAUGAUUCUGCUUUGCUCUAACGCGACUCCAAUCCGUUGUCAUGCUGGUGUUGGAUACAAAUGCUGUUUCUGCUCAGAUCAGUACGCUAAACCUUCGGAUUUAAAAGAACAUACAUUGUCCAAACAUGAUGAUGAGACAAAAGCUUCAUUUAUGAAGCGAGCAACUAUGGUCAGGUACAUCGUGAAGCUAGACAUAAGUUGGCUAGCUUGCAAACUAUGUGGUGGCAACAUGAAAACUUUAGAAGACCUAAUAAGCCAUUUAGUAUCGAAACACGAAAAGGUUUACUACUCUGAUAUUAAAAACCAUAUCAUUCCUUUUAAGUUCGAAACCGAAGGUCUUAAGUGCGCUGUUUGUUGUAACGACUUCAACAACUUCAAAGUUCUGUUGGAACAUAUGAAUGUGCACUUCAAGAAUCAUGUCUGCGAGGUGUGCGGGUGUGGAUUUGUGAAUAAGCACACAUUACAAUGCCACAGCUACAGACAUAUAACUGGGGUGUUCAACUGCUCACAUUGCCCUAAAGUCUUCGAUACUAAAGUCAAGAGACGGGACCAUGAAAGAUCUGUCCACGUGAAAGCGAGUAAAACCAACAAAUGUGGGUAUUGUGAUGAAAAGUUCUCAGAUUACAGGAAGAAGAAGGAUCAUGAAGUGAAGGAACAUGGUGCGACGCCGCUGGUGCUGAAGUGCCAGGCGUGCGACGAAACUUUUAAUGAUCAAACUCUUCUGACAGUUCAUACGAAGACUUACCAUUUGAUGGAGAGAAGAAUACCUCAUUAAUUAUCGAUGAAUUGGAAGUGAAGUGAUUUGCUUUUAGUAGAUGGCUCGGGCCUCUUCACUUCUUGGCUGGACAAGUAGAACGCCGAAAGCUCGAAUGAUACGCUAUAUGGUUCCAAUAUCUUACUUUGCUUCAGUAGAUUUAUAUCACGGGACUUAUUGAAGAUUUGCCGAACUGAGGCCGAACGCUGAGGGCUCUCACUCGGCUUCCGAAGAGUCCAUGACGUUUGCUCGUUGAAAAAGAUAGCUAGAAGUUUGGUUUUCCUUUUUUUUACAGCAAUCUUUUGUUGAUCAACAGAAGGUAAUACCCGUUUUAUAUACACACUUACCAUUCAUUUCUAUUAGCAAAAUUCAUAAUAGUUUCUCGCUUGCUUGUUUACUUUAUCGUUGAAUUUUCCCUGUUUUGAUUAUGAAUUAAAUGUCUUAAAAGCAACU